This is a messenger RNA of Exophiala mesophila, 2437 nucleotides long. RefSeq lists its product as uncharacterized. The coding region runs from base 226 to 2241 and encodes 671 amino acids. NCBI's taxonomy places the organism in Eukaryota, Fungi, Ascomycota, Eurotiomycetes, Chaetothyriales, Herpotrichiellaceae. The record is from RefSeq and is a predicted model, not a curated record. The transcript is spliced from 2 exons. Gene Ontology annotation, biological process: positive regulation of gene expression.
UCCUCACACUCAAUUCCUGCUGGGAAGUCCAUCGCUGCUGAUACCUCCAAUCUCUCCUUCAUUGCUACUGCUGUACAACUGCUUGUCCUCUAUCUGGCUCGACCUUGCUAGAUCUACCACCUUCCGCGACAAUGCCACCGUGUUGAUCAACAUCUUGAGUUGACUGUUGGUCCCCCGCGACCUCGAACCACUCCGCUCCACAGUGACUUGCUUCCUCGCCUAGCUAUGGCCUCCCAGGCAAAUAAUGAUUCAGAUGGUCCCGCCUUCCGCAACAAACCGUUGCAACCCAUCGACCAACUCGCCUCUCAACUUGCCCAGCAGACAGACAAACUGCAAGGGAAACCCAAAUCUGAUAAGAAGGCCCCUGCUGGUGGCUAUGACUCGACCCCGAUCCCAAAAGCGCCUCCGGGUUAUACCAUCAAGAUCACCUUCCACAAGGCUGAGAACCUCCCUUUUGCCGAUUUUGGAACCUUCUCGUCGGAUCCCUAUAUCCUCGCCGCGCUCAAGAUCGACCUGCCCAAGAGACACAAGCAAGAUCCUGAACUCAGGCUGAGGACUCCUACCAUUCAUCGCAAUACCAACCCCGAAUGGGAGGUCGACUGGGUCGUUGCGAAUGUUCCCGCCUCGGGCUUCUUCCUGAAAUGCCGCCUCUACGACGAGGAUCCUAAUGACCACGAUGACCGGCUGGGAAAUGCCCAUGUUGUCGUUAACAGCAUUGAUGACAACUGGAAGGGCUUCUCCCAUGAAAAAUUCCCCUUGAAGAAGCGCAUGGCCAGCAAACGAGCCUACACCUUCCGUGGAUGCGCUGCUCUUCUGUCUAAGCGCGUUAAAAUGAGUGGUGAUCUAAUAGUCAGCGUUCAAAACCUGGGUCGUACAAAGGAUGACAAUGGCGGACGCGCCUAUACAAUCGCGCCGCUCCCCUGGAGUCAACAUUACUCGCCUUUGAUCGGUCGUCUUGCCGGCACCAAGGAGUCAGAGCAAGGCAAAGAUGGCAAAGAGACUCUGAGAUACAACUUUCAAUCAAUACAAAUGCAACUCGCCGGCCCCGUGCCUGCAGACCUCUAUCACCGCUAUGUCGAGUUCAAACCUUUCGUCCAGGGAAUGUUCCAGAGCAAGAGCCUGCGUGGCAGACUACUGAACCGAGCGCUCCACCACCAGCACGCUCGCGUUUACAACUUUGACAAGAGCACAAAGUAUGGCGUCUUUCAAGAGCCAUGCAUUGAUUUGACCAAAAAGUUCCUCGAAUUUGUCCAUUACGACCAAGGAGGUCGCAUCUUCACCUACGUCCUUACUCUGGAUGCUCAGUUUCGCUUCACCGAAACUGGCAAGGAAUUCGGCAUCGACCUGUUGAGCAAGCAUACUAUGCACAGUGAUGUGAGCAUCUACAUUGCCUUUAGUGGUGAAUUCUUCAUCCGAAAGUUGAAGCAUCCACAAGCACAUCGAGAACACAGCGGUCCUGAUCCAUUACAACAUGCAUUACCCCCUUCGGACGAUCCAGGAGCUGAAGCCGAGCAAAAGGACAAGAACGAGGACAAGAACGGGGACAAGAACGAGCUCCGAGAGAAGAAUAGCAGUAGCAGCCCCGAUCAAUCCCACAGCGACAUCUCCCACCAGAAUCGACCCGGUAUCGCUGUUCAAGGGAAGAGGUCGUCGUCCGAAUCGAUUCCUAUUCAAUCCUCAACAGCGUCACCGCAAUCGCCAUCUUCUUCAUCGUCCACAGACCCUUCGCACUACGAACUGAUCAUCGACAAUGACAGCGGGACAUAUCGGCCGAAUGCGGAGAAACUGGACAUGCUUCGAAAAUAUCUGAUUCACGCAUUCCCGGGCUUGAAAGUACACACGCUGGACUGCCAAGGCGAUGAAGCCAAGAUGAAGAAACUCAAGGACGAGCAACGACAGCGCAAGAAAGAGGCGGGCAAGCAGAUCACGUACAUGCAAAACAGCAGUCUGAGCUCAAUCAGCAGCAGCGACGAGGAGGAGCUGGAUGCCCGGGCAAGAGGGGAAGAAGGCCGCGAGCACCGGUACAAGCGCGAGAUGCACAAGUACAUGGGCCACGGCCAAGAUGAUUUCCAUUACGAUGCGACCAAAGACGGACCGAGUGACGCCCCUGAGAGUGGUGGCAGUGCGAACGUGACCAACAAGGAGCUAAAUGAGAAGGAGGAAAAACAUGAUCCGCUCAAUGGGCCCUCACCAGUGGCAAAGGCCGAUGACAAUGUCAAUGACGGCACCAAAGCGAGUUAGUCAUCUUACUCGACGCGUCUGUCACGUCCUCUGGAAAGAUGUUGUUUUUUCUAAUAAGUGCAGCCACUAUUGUGGGCUGGGGGUUGUGUGACUGUUGCACACUGCGAGCUCGGCGUUGGUUGGAUGCAAGAUACCCAGUGUUUAAGAGUAAUGUAUGAUUUGUGUUAGAGGUUUCUCUACUGCAGCUGAGGUAGAC